AUGAGAUCCUCCUCUCGCUUCGUUGGCGCCCUUGCGGCGGCGGCAUCGUUCCUGCCGUCUGCCCUUGCCCAGAACAACGUCCCCGACACUUUCACUGACGCGGACUCUGGCAUCAUCUUCAACUCUUGGAGCAUCGCCAACGGCGGUGCCCAGACUCAGGGCGGUUUCAAGUUUGGUGUGGCUCUGCCUGAGGAUGCUCUUUCGACCGAUGCCUCAGAGUUCCUCGGUUACCUGCAAUGUGCGAGGACUGAAGACGCGGGAUGGUGCGGUGUCUCCCUCGGCGGCCCCAUGACCAACUCGCUCCUCAUCACGGCCUGGCCCCACGAGGAUACUGUCUACACCACCCUCCGCUUCGCUACUGGCUACGCUAUGCCGGAUGUUUACAAGGGCGAUGCCGAAAUCACCCAGGUCUCGUCCACCAUCAACUCGACGCACUUCACCCUGGUCUUCAGGUGCCAGAACUGCUUCUCGUCGGCAACCCUACCUGCCCGAGACCAAAUCACUAUCGACCAGCACGACAACGGCAUGGGCAUCUGGGGCGCCCAGCUCGACGCCAACGCCGCCAACCCGUCCUACACCGCCUGGGCUGCCCAGGCUACCAAGACCGUCGCGGGCGACUGCGACAGCUCGACCCCGACUGACGUCAUCAGCGUCCCCGUGCCGACGGAUGCUGUGUUCGACUACAUCGUCGUUGGUGGCGGUGCCGGUGGUAUCCCCACUGCUGACAAGCUCAGCGAGGCCGGCAAGAAGGUGUUGCUCAUCGAGAAGGGUUUUGCCUCGACCGGCGAGCACGGCGGCACUCUCGGCCCCGCGUGGCUCGAGGGUACCGGCCUCACCCGCUUCGACGUCCCCGGCCUGUGCAACCAGAUCUGGGUCGACUCUAAAGGCAUUGCGUGCGAGGACACCGACCAGAUGGCCGGUUGCGUCCUCGGCGGCGGCACUGCUGUGAACGCCGGUCUGUGGUACAAGCCCUACUCUCUCGAUUGGGACUACAUCUUCCCCACCGGCUGGAAGUACCGUGACGUCCAGGCCGCCAUCGGCCGUGUCCUCCAGCGCAUCCCGGGUACCGACGCCCCGUCGACCGACGGCAAGCGCUACUACCAGCAAGGCUUCAACAUGCUCGCCAGCGGUCUGACUGCCGGCGGCUGGAGCAAGGUCACGGCCAACUCGGCCCCCGACCGCAAGAACCGCACCUUCUCCAACGCCCCCUUCAUGUUCGCCGGCGGUCAGCGCAACGGCCCUUUGGCCACCUACCUGACCAGCGCCAAGAAGCGCAGCAACUUCAACCUCUGGCUCAACACCUCAGUUAAGCGUGUCAUCCGUGAGGGUGGCCACAUCACCGGUGUUGAGGUCGAGGCCUUCCGUGACGGCGGCUACAAGGGUAUUGUGCCAGUCACCAGCGUUACCGGCCGCGUUGUUCUGUCCUCUGGUGCUUUCGGAAGCGCCAAGAUUCUGCUGCGCAGUGGUAUCGGCCCGGCCGACCAGCUCGAGAUUGUCAAGGCCUCCGAGAAGGAUGGUGCGACCAUGAUCAGCGACGACUCGUGGAUCAACCUCCCGGUUGGCUACAACCUGGACGACCAUCUUAACACUGACACCGUCAUCACCCACCCCGAUGUUUCUUUCUACGACUUCUACGCGGCGUGGACCGACCCCAUUGCCGCCGACAAGACCAGCUACCUUAGCAAGCGCACUGGCAUCCUUGCUCAGGCUGCCCCCAACAUUGGCCCUAUUAUGUGGGAGGAGAUCAAGGGUGCCGAUGGCCGUGUCCGUCAGCUCCAGUGGACUGCCCGUGUCGAGGGCAGCCUUGACACCCCCAACGGCAAGGCCAUGACCAUCUCGCAGUAUCUCGGCCGUGGCGCCACUUCGCGUGGCCGCAUGACCAUCACCCCGGCCCUCACCACCGUCGUCUCGGACGUCCCCUACCUCAAGGACCCCAACGACAAGGAGGCCGUUAUCCAGGGCAUUGUCAACCUCAAGGCCGCCCUCAGCUCCGUUCAGGGCCUGACCUGGACCUUCCCCAACGCGAGCGUCUCUGCCCGCGACUACGUCGACAACAUGGUCGUCGCGACCAGCAACCGCCGCGCCAACCACUGGAUGGGCACCAACAAGAUCGGCUCCGACGACGGCCGUCAGAACGGCGGCAGCGCCGUGGUGGACCUCAACACCAAGGUGUGGGGCACGGACAACCUAUUCGUCGUCGACGCCUCCAUCUUCCCCGGUGUCCCCACCACCAACCCCACCUCGUACAUCGUGACGGCCGCCGAGCACGCCUCGCAGCGCAUCCUCGCCCUCCCCGCGCUCAAGUCCGUGCCCCGCUACGGCCAGUGCGGCGGCAAGCAGUGGACCGGCAGCUUCAUCUGCGCCGCCGGCACCACCUGCCAGGCCCAGAACCCCUACUACUCGCAGUGCUUGUAA
Messenger RNA from Chaetomium globosum CBS 148.51, 2415 nucleotides. RefSeq lists its product as uncharacterized. The transcript has 7 exons. The coding region runs from base 1 to 2415 and encodes 804 amino acids. The record is from RefSeq and is a predicted model, not a curated record. Lineage: Eukaryota; Fungi; Ascomycota; Sordariomycetes; Sordariales; Chaetomiaceae. Gene Ontology annotation, biological process: carbohydrate metabolic process. Gene Ontology annotation, cellular component: extracellular region. Gene Ontology annotation, molecular function: cellulose binding; oxidoreductase activity, acting on CH-OH group of donors; flavin adenine dinucleotide binding.